Adineta ricciae is the source of this 3099-nucleotide messenger RNA. The record is from the annotation of a GenBank genome assembly. Lineage: Eukaryota; Metazoa; Rotifera; Eurotatoria; Adinetida; Adinetidae.
AUGCCAAAUCUGCCGGAUUAUGAGUACCAUUCUGGAACUACUCCACUUCUUAUCGAUGCUCAUUGUUCAACCGUGCAACAUAAAGGCGUCCAUAUUGACUCGCAUGAACUGUCAUCUAUACUAGAUGAUUUCGUUCGUGAGUUAAACGCAACCGCGUUCCAUUCAGCAGUCUAUUUUAGUUCGAUAAAUGAAAUCGUUCUUGCAUUGAACGCAGCCUCACCACCUGCAUUACUCUCCCUCACAUCACACUACUUUUUCGUUCUCGUCCGUAAUACCAUUCAAGUUACGUUACAAGGUCUACAUGUAAAUUAUCAAUUGAGUCAACUGGCGACCUAUGUUUUACGUAAUUGUAUUCUUUUGUUGGAGUAUAUGGUCGAAGAAGUUAACGAUGUCUCUAAACUGUUGCAUUGGAUAACUGAUCUAACGUUGCUCGAUGCACUCGGCAAUUGUUUACAUACGAUCGAAAGAAUCGCAGAGUCUAAUGAGAGUCGUCUCUAUAUCAAACAAAUUACACGUUUAUUGGAUAUUUUUAUUUACAUUCAAGAGCAUUUGCCCGAAGACGAGCACAAUAGUUUAUUCUCUCGAUUGCUUAAUCCCGUUAUAAAAUGUUUAACAUCAGCGAAUUAUGUUCACGCAUUCAAAGACUUAAAACCAAAUACAUCAACAUUGAAUCCAUACCAGAAACUACUGCUAGUCGGAUGUCCUCAUUUUCUUGCUUCUUACCAUGGUCCACGUAUAGAACAGAAAAUAGAACAAGUUCUCGAAGUCAUGCUGCCACGUUAUGUCUCAAUAAUCGAUACACACAUCAAAACCAUCAAGAAAUGGCGUCGACCAAUAAAACUUGCCGUGUAUCAUCUUUUGACCAUACUCGUCUUUGCUGAAGGUUAUUUCAUAACAUUUUUAAGUAAUCACUUACUUCAAACACUGAUCAAUCAUCUUUUACGAUUGGUCAACGAAUCGACAUUGAUCGAGGAGAUACACGAAAUACCUGAUAAUUCGGAGUCUUUAUUAAUUGAUGCCGCGUUGCAAGUUAUUAAUGUUCUAGUACGAGAACCCGAUGCACUCGAUUACCUCAAACAAUGUCAACCGACAAUGACGUUUCGGCGAUUAUUAUCGACACCUUGUGAAGCAAUUAUUACAAAUACAUAUGCAAUACUUGCUUAUUCAAUCAAUGAAAACGAUAUUCAAUACUUAGAUAGUUAUCUUACACGACUACUCUACGCUAUUCUUUCUGCGCUGCAAAAAGCGGUUGAUUAUAAUGAUGAAACGAAUGAUGAUUCAGGCUAUAAUCCAGAAUAUAUAAAAAAGAAUAGUAUGCAACUCGCAGAAACAUUGACAGGUCUCGUUCGACACGAAGAAAUUAAACGUGAAAUAGUCAAACAAAAUGCACUACCUUUACUGGUCAAGUUCUCACAUAAUCUCACUGGACUCGCAAAACAAUUCAUUUUAGAAACACUUUGGACAUUAUCGUUUGAUAAACAAGUAGCUCAACAGCUUCGAGAUGACUUACAAUUCAUGCAUUUGAUACAGAACGUCAGAAAACCUAUUAGUAACAAAAACACAAGCAGUAAUAACAAUAAUAAUAACAAUCACCAAUCAUACCAAUCCAGCAAUUUGUCAAAAGAUGAUCUCAUCUCGUGGAAUGAAGCAGCCGAAGGUGCAAUCUACAAAAUCGCUACUGGCCUUCUUUGGACACUCCACAAAGAAUCUCAAAUUAGACAAAAAACUUCCAAGACAGCAUCUCAAUCGAACAAAUUUGAUGUCGCUAUCUCCUAUUCUAUCAAAGAUAAAGAUGUAGUUACCAGAUUGGAAGAGACUUUGAUCAACGAAGGCUAUGCAGUGUGGAUCGAUCGGGAUAUUCUGCACAGACAAAGUAUGGAAAGCGUGAGUGAAGCGAUGAACAAGUCAACGGUGGUAAUUGUUUGUCUAUCGGAAUGGUAUGUGCGUGAUAAUCAAUGUGUAUGUGAAAGUGUUUAUGCCAUGAAUUCGAAGCGUGUUGUUGUGCCACUGAUUGUGGAGAAGGGGUAUGUGGUGAAUAGUUGGCUGUUGUCGAUGUUGAAUAAAAGCGGCAUAAUUGAAUACGAUGUUAAUGAUUCGAACCAAAGUAAUGAAUUAGUCAAGAAGGAAAUUAGUCAGUAUUGUAGAAAGAAGGUGGUAAGCAAGAAAGUGACGUUGGCGAAACCAAAAAUUUACGAAUCAAAUAGUGUUCGUUUCGCCGCUAACAGUAUUGAUAAACCAAAACAACAAAAAGUAGAUCGUCCUCGUUCUCGAACAGUAGCACCGACUCGCGCAACAGCUCCUGUGGACCAAGAACAGCAAUCUUUACACCGUUCGAAUUCACGAAAUACUCCUUCCAGCAUCACACCUAUACCUCAAACACCAAUGCUUAUCAAUACAAAUUAUCACAAAUACCUUCCUCAAGACUAUACCAAACGUGAUACGAGCACUGCAACUUACCGCACAACACUGAUCAAUGCCUGGAAGAAGAAAGAUAUUCUCGAUUUUUUGUACGAUUUCAAUUUACAUCUGAUGAUGCCACUGUGCGAUUCAAUGUCUGGUCGAGGCCUCUUGAAGUUCUAUCGCAUGUGCCAACGAAAACCUAGUCGUGUCCAUGCACAGCUCAAUAGCGAACUACGCAACCGUUUUCGAGGCUUAACUCUGCCGAUGGGCAUGUACACUCAGUUUUUAAUCGAACUUGACAAUAUUCUCGAAGGUACAACCGACCCAGUGCAAAUUGUAACGCCUACACCAGCGAAGAACAUCCCUCAAGUUAUAUUCAUGCCUAUAGCAGCUCCGAUUUCCACAGGAGCAAAGCGGUCUAGCAGAGCAACAGAAGCAAAUAUUACUUCUUCGAAGUCAUUAAAUGAUCAGUUGAUAGAAGUAAAAUCCGACGGAAACACGAUUCGAAAUACUCGAAUUAUUGAGCGAACCAUUUUUCGACCUGCGUCGACUGCCGAUCGUCCAUAUGAUUUCAUUGUUGAAACUGGUGAAGAAUCGCGUAUUCUAUUAGAACAAGUCGGCCGUUACGCUCCGCAAUUAUAUUUCUUGCAACAGAAAGCGCAAGAACAGUACAGCAAACAAAGUUCUCGCUCGGAAUAA